Messenger RNA from Leptosia nina, 345 nucleotides. The record is from the annotation of a GenBank genome assembly. NCBI's taxonomy places the organism in Eukaryota, Metazoa, Arthropoda, Insecta, Lepidoptera, Pieridae.
AUGCACCGUUGUCGACGUAUGGAAGUUCAACCUUGCACCAAGGGUGGAUCCAUGCCCAACACGUCAUCGAGUGUCCCAUUCUUGGCGACAACAACUGCGGGCUAUAGAAGAGGUUCCGGAUGCCAUGGAGGAUCUCAUAGCGGCUCGCAGAGAGGCUCGCAGGGCUCCGGCAUCUUCUCACACAUGGUAAGACUAUUUCCCAACCAAUCCGCAACAGGCAGCCCUCGCCGCGCCAGCACCACCUUCCAGAGCUCUUCAGCAUAUGCGUCUGUACGACAAUCCACCGACGACUUUAUCAGGAAGUUUCCAUCUCUCAAUACGUUUGUGUAUCGUUUCCAUUCCUAG